AUGAGCCAUUUGCAGAACUUUCUGUUAGAAACACUUCUAGGAUCCAAGCAUGUGGACAGCGCAGCCCUCAUCAAGCUUCAGGACAGUUUUAUGUGUAUCUCAUCACCUGGAUUUAAUGUGAUGCCCAGUGAUAUUUUUAAGCUUGUGAAUGGCUUCGCCAAGAAUCCUUUGCAAACCCGAAGAGAAGGAUUGUAUUUCAAAGAAAAGGAUUACGUAUGUGUCCGGGCAGAUGACUAUUCUCUUUAUGCUAAGAAUGUGAACUCUGGUGUGAUUGUUGUGAAGACUCAUAUGUAUCUUGUGGUGUCAACCUACAUUAAGGGCAUGUACCCUGGUGUCUGUGUAGAAGCCACAGAGAAGCUGGGUGAUUAUCUAAGAAAAAAGAGAAGUUAA
Suncus etruscus (white-toothed pygmy shrew) is the source of this 390-nucleotide messenger RNA. RefSeq names its product profilin family member 4 (gene PFN4). The coding region runs from base 1 to 390 and encodes 129 amino acids. Gene Ontology annotation, cellular component: cell cortex. The record is from RefSeq and is a predicted model, not a curated record. Gene Ontology annotation, molecular function: actin monomer binding. Lineage: Eukaryota; Metazoa; Chordata; Mammalia; Eulipotyphla; Soricidae. The transcript is spliced from 4 exons.